Messenger RNA from Alligator sinensis (Chinese alligator), 1719 nucleotides. RefSeq names its product 2-oxoglutarate and iron dependent oxygenase domain containing 1 (gene OGFOD1). Gene Ontology annotation, cellular component: cytoplasm. The annotation marks the transcript as partial. The transcript has 11 exons. NCBI's taxonomy places the organism in Eukaryota, Metazoa, Chordata, Crocodylia, Alligatoridae. The record is from RefSeq and is a predicted model, not a curated record. Gene Ontology annotation, biological process: regulation of translational termination; peptidyl-proline hydroxylation. Gene Ontology annotation, molecular function: L-ascorbic acid binding; iron ion binding; peptidyl-proline dioxygenase activity.
AGCGGCUCGCCGCUUGUUCGGCGGGCGGGGGAACCGUGUCCUGGGGAAGCGGGACAGGGGCCCCCGCGGGGCGGGGACGUUCCGCUGCCUCGGAGCUGCGCCCAACGCCGCCUCCCAUUUCUCCACCCGCUCCAGUCCGACGACCUGAAGGAGAAGAAGGAGCCGCACAUCUCCGCGCUCAGGAAAGUUCUGCUUGACGAGUUCCGACCGUGGCUUUCUGCUGUCACUCAGAUUGAGCUGGAACCAACUAUCGACCUGUCCUGUGCCAAGUAUGAAUAUACAGAUGUCCUGCUGUGUCAUGAUGAUGAGCUGGAGGGGCGGAGAAUCGCCUUCAUUCUGUACCUUGUUCCACCAUGGGAAAAGUGUGAUGGAGGCACUCUGGACCUGUACAGUACAGAUGAGCACGUUCAACCCCUGCAGGUUGUCAAGUCAUUAGUCCCCUCAUGGAACUCCCUGGUCUUCUUUGAAGUGUCUCCAGUCUCUUUUCACCAGGUAUCGGAAGUCCUGUCCAAAGAGAAGUGCCGCUUGUCUGUGAGUGGCUGGUUUCAUGGUCCAUCAGUGGCAAGGCCUCCUGGCUACACUGAAGCCCCCUUGCCACGAAGUCCACACAUCCCCUAUGAUCAUGAAAUCUUGUACAACUGGGUCAAUCCUGUUUAUUUGGACAUGGUUUCCCAAGCUCAGAUCCAGGAGGAAUUUGAGGAUCGAUCAGAGACUUUCCUAAAGGAUUUCUUUAAAAAAGAGAAAUUUCAGUUGGUGUGUGAGGCUCUAGAGAAAGAAGACAUCAAAUGGACCAGACGGGGACCCCCCAAUAAAAGAUGCUAUGAGAUGGCUGAGGAGGGGAGCCUUCCGGACAUCCUGAAGAAUUGCUUGGAGUUCUUCCGCUCAGAGGCCUUGUUCCUGUUGCUCUCUAAUUUCACGGGUCUAAAGCUGCACUUCCUGGCUUCCUCAGAUGAGGAGGGAGAAGAGGAGAGGGCUGCAGACUGUGCUGGUCAGGACUCCUCCAGGGCUAAGGAAAGAGAGACCAGUGGCAAUGCUGAUCAAAGAGGCCAGCCGGAAAACUUCCUCAAAACUGCCGAGGGUGAACCACGGAAUAGCACAAGUGUCCCUAUGUGUGUGGGGGAGCUGAGGCAGUGGAUGAAUGGUUGCUACACUCUAGUCCAUGACACUCAAGCAACAGAGUUUGCCCUGGACCUGAUGUUUUUCUGUGGCUGCGAAGAUUGGGAUGCAGAAUAUGGUGGCUUUACCUCCUAUAUUGCUAAGGGUGAAGAUGAAGAGCUGCUGACGGUGAAUCCAGAGAACAACUGCUUGGCCUUAGUUUACAGGGACAAAGAGACUUUGAAAUUUGUGAAGUAUAUUAAUCACCGUAGCUUGGAGCAUCUGAAAAAGCAUCCAAACAAUCCUGGAUUCUGGGAUUUCUCUUUCGUCUACUAUGAGUGACAGUUCUGUGCAUGACCAGCCUCUGAAAAUGAAUGGCUUGAUGGUGUCGAACUGGAUUUGAGUAGUUGCCUGGAUUGGCUUCUUAAUGGAUGCAUCUGUAAUGCAGGGAUGAGCCAGAAGAGGAAGAGCAAACUAGACCCUACUGCACAAGCUGUCAUCCUGCUGGUGUCCAAGUGACCUUAUGCAUAGGUGGUAAUGAGUGGAAAGCUAGUGUCCUGCUGUCCAGUAUUCUCCCUUACUCAUUCAACCAUGCUAGCCUGGCUACAAAUCAGGGAGUCUAUU